Molecule: messenger RNA, 363 nt
Organism: Malassezia globosa CBS 7966
Lineage: Eukaryota; Fungi; Basidiomycota; Malasseziomycetes; Malasseziales; Malasseziaceae
Exons: 1
Coding region: 1-363 (120 amino acids)
Biological process (GO): mitochondrial respiratory chain complex I assembly; electron transport coupled proton transport; aerobic respiration
Molecular function (GO): 4 iron, 4 sulfur cluster binding; quinone binding; NADH dehydrogenase (ubiquinone) activity
Source: RefSeq, a predicted model, not a curated record
AUGCAUGCAUCGGGCCCUCGCUACGAUCAGGAUCGUCUCGGUAUUGUGUUCCGUGCGACUCCGCGUCAGAGUGAUAUCAUGAUUGUGGCUGGCACACUCACAAACAAAAUGGCGCCAGCCCUCCGCAAAGUGUAUGACCAAAUGCCAGAGCCACGCUGGGUGAUCUCUAUGGGCUCUUGUGCAAAUGGCGGUGGUUACUACCACUAUAGCUACAGUGUCGUGCGUGGAUGCGAUCGGAUCGUUCCUGUUGACCUGUAUGUGCCAGGCUGCCCCCCAAGUGCUGAGGCGCUUUUGUACGGUAUCCUGCAACUGCAGCGCAAGAUCCGCCGGUCUCGCCAAGCUGUCCUGUGGUAUCGCAAGUAG